AUGACCAACAGCAGCUCCUUCAACGAGUUCCUCCUCCUGGCGUUGGCAGACACACAGCAGCUGCAGCUCUUGCACUUCUCGCUCUUCCUGGGCAUCUACCUGGCUGCCCUCCUGGGCAACGGCCUCAUCAUCACAGCCAUAGCCUGCGACCACCAUCUCCACACUCCCAUGUACUUCUUCCUCCUCAACCUCUCCCUCCUUGACCUUGGCUCCAUCUCUGCCACUGUCCCCAAAUCCAUGGCCAAUUCCCUGUGGAAUACCAGGGCCAUUUCCUACCUGGGAUGUGCUGCCCAGGUCUUUUUCUUCUUUUUCUUAUGUUCAGCUGAGUUUUCUCUCCUUACCGUCAUGGCCUAUGACCACUUUGUUGCCAUCUGCAGACCCCUGCACUACAGCACACUCAUGGGCAGCAGAGCUUGUGUCCAAAUGGCAGCAGCUGCCUGGGCCAGUGGUUUUCUCAAUGCUCUCCUGCACAUUGGGAACACAUUUGCCAUACCACUCUGCCAAGGCAACACAGUGGACCAGUUCUUCUGUGAGAUCCCCCAGAUCCUCAAGCUCUCCUGCUCAGACUCCUACCUUAGGGAAGUCAGACUUCUUGUGGUUAGUGUCUGUUUAGCCUUUGGGUGUUUCAUUUUCAUUGUGGUGUCCUACGUGCAGAUCUUCACUGCUGUGCUGAGGAUCCCCUCUGAGCAGGGCCGGCACAAAGCCUUUUCCAUGUGCCUCCCGCACCUGGCCGUGGUCUCCCUGUUUCUCAGCACUGGCACGUUUGCCUACCUGAAGCCCCCCUCCAUCUCCUCCCCAUCUCUGGAUCUGGUGGUGGCUGUUCUGUACUCGGUGGUGCCUCCAGCAGUGAACCCCUUCAUCUACAGCAUGAGGAACAAGGAGCUCAAGGAGCCUGAACCUCUCUUGUUUCGGCUAAUGCCCAUUGACCUUCACCCUCACAUCAUGCACAGCAGUGAAGAGGCUGGUUCCAUCUGCUUGGUGACAUCCUGCACUGUCAUGUUUGCCUACAUGAAGCCCCCUUCCAUCUUCUCCCCAGCUCUGGAUCUGGUGGUGGCUGUUCUGUACUCGGUGGUGCCUCCAGCAGUGAACCCCCUCAUCUACAGCAUGAGGAACAACGAGCUCAAGGAGGCCCUCAGCAAACUUCUUCAAGUGGUAGUAGUUCAGCAGCAAUAA
Molecule: messenger RNA, 1173 nt
Organism: Dromaius novaehollandiae (emu)
Lineage: Eukaryota; Metazoa; Chordata; Aves; Casuariiformes; Dromaiidae
Product: olfactory receptor 14A16-like
Exons: 3
Coding region: 1-1173 (390 amino acids)
Biological process (GO): G protein-coupled receptor signaling pathway
Cellular component (GO): membrane
Molecular function (GO): odorant binding; olfactory receptor activity; G protein-coupled receptor activity
Source: RefSeq, a predicted model, not a curated record